AGGAAUUAUCUCAGAGAAUUGAAAGAUUAAAAUCAGAUAAAUCGGCCAUAGGUAACGCUUCACCUUCACCCAUACUAUCCUUAUUUGCAGAAGAGAUUAAUGAAAACGACAUAUAUAAAAUGCGCGCAUUUGCUUGCGACGUCGAUAACUUCUUUAAAGAGCAUUUACGCGACCUCUCAAGGUUAGAUCAAUCCGAAGGGUUCACUCAGCAACGUAUCAGACAGCAGAUUGAAGCUAAUGAUAUCUCAAUCCAUGAUUUUUGGCGGGAAUUGGUUGUUCUCGCAAAUGUCACAAGACAUAGUAGAUCAAUGAACUAUGCAAAACCAGAUAAUAUUACAUGA
Molecule: messenger RNA, 341 nt
Organism: Ambispora gerdemannii
Lineage: Eukaryota; Fungi; Glomeromycota; Glomeromycetes; Archaeosporales; Ambisporaceae
Source: the annotation of a GenBank genome assembly